AACAACGGUUUGACGUGAUCCCCUUUGAAAUGGCGCUGAGGCACUUUAAUACGCUGUUAUUUUUAAUGGGUGUGCUCGUUUAAUUAUUUUCAGGGUUAGCUUUUUUGAUGCACUGCGAACAUCUAUGCCUGAAUUUGGUCUUUGGGUGCUWCUGGGUUGUAAAACAAAAAUGUGUUGAAGGAAAUUGCUAAUAAUUGACGUUGCAUAAUAAGGCCGCGUAGGCCCCCGAGCUCGCGUAGAGAUUACAGCCGCUCCUCAGRGCGUGGCCCUGCCGCAGACGUUCGCAUCGAUUUUCAGGGGAAUUCCAUUGUGCAUUUCUGCCAGAAGAUUCUGGAAGUGAAUUGACAGGUAAAAUGGCAUCAGUGCCAGUGUACUGUUUGUGUCGCCUGCCCUACGAUGUGACUCGCUUUAUGAUUGAGUGUGACAUUUGUCAAGACUGGUUUCAUGGAAGCUGUGUUGGAGUAGAGGAAGAAAAAGCAACUGAGAUUGACCUCUAUCACUGUCCCAACUGUCAAGUUACCCAUGGGCCGUCUGUUAUGCGUAAACGACGUGGAGGCAAUAAGCAGACAGAUGGAAGCACUAGCGGAGGAAGAGAUCCAAGUCGUCCCGUUAAGACGGGGAGUUCCCAGUUUGUUCGAGAGCUUCGGAGCCGCACUUUCCCGAGUGCUGAUGAAAUCUUGCUCAAGCCAUCCGGGGUGCAGCUGACAGUUGAGUUUCUGGAAGAGCAUUCAUUCAGCGUUCCUGUAAUGGUGCUGAGGCGGGAUGGCUUAGGCAUGACCCUUCCUCCAUCAUCCUUCAGCGUCAGUGACAUAGAGCACUAUAUUGGUGCAGACAAAGAGAUUGAUGUGAUUGACGUACCUCGACAGUGUGAUCUGAAGAUGCGACUGGGAGACUUUGUUGAAUACUACAACAGCCCUAACAGGGACAAAGUACUCAAUGUCAUCAGCCUUGAGUUCUCUGACACCAGGCUCUCAAACCUGGUGGAGACCCCCAAGAUUGUGAGGAAACUUUCAUGGGUGGAAAACCUCUGGCCUGAAGAGUCUGUGUUUGAACGCCCCAAUGUGCAGAAGUACUGUCUGAUGGGAGUGAAAGAUAGUUACACAGACUUCCACAUUGACUUUGGAGGCACCUCAGUUUGGUACCAUGUCCUGAGGGGUGAGAAAAUCUUCUACUUAAUAUCUCCCACUCCGGCAAACCUGGCACUUUUUGAACGCUGGAAUUCCUCAACAAACCAGAAUGAGAUGUUCUUUGGAGAUCAGGUUGAUAUGUGUUACAAGUGUUCACUCAAACAAGGAAACACCCUGUUCAUACCAACAGGAUGGAUUCAUGCUGUGRUGACUCCUGUGGACUGUUUGGCCUUUGGAGGAAACUUCUUGCAUAGUCUCAACAUUGACAUGCAGCUGAGGGCAUAUGAAAUAGAGAAGAGGUUAAGCACAGCUGAGUUGUUCAAAUUUCCAAACUUUGAGACGGUUUGUUGGUAUGUUGGGAAGCACCUUCUUGAUACCUUUAGAGGUUUGAGAGAAAAUCGGAGGCACCCUGCCAGUUAUCUUGUUCAUGGAGCUAAAGCUUUGAACAACGGCUUCCGCAGCUGGACCCGUAAAGAGGCCUUAGCUGAGCAUGAAUCGGAGAUACCAGAGACCAUCAAUACUCAGACAUUAGUGAAGGACCUGGCCAAGGAGAUCCGUCUUGUUGAGGAUAUAUUUCAACAGAACCUUGGCCGUACAGGAACUCAGUUUCCGGGUGCACCUUUCUCUAAAGCUCCUCUCAGCGCCUCUCAGAACUCUGGACGACCCCCUGGAAAAAAGAAAGGGCCCAAACCCAAAGAGGUGUUGGGAGGUUUGGGGGUCCCUGGAACCAAAAAGAAAGGGCAGAAGGSACUUGUUAAGUCCGAAGCAGAAGAACUUGACCUGAUUGAGAUCCAUACCAAGCAUACACUCAAAAAAAUUCAACCUGGCAAGUCCAAGCACAAGAGCAAGAUGGAGCUGCCAUUAGAGGAGUUUGAGGGAAAGCUAAAUAAAAACAAACUUAAACUUGUCCUCAGCAAUGGAAAAAUCCAAGGUAAGAAAGAUGGUAGCAGCAAUGGUGCAGGAACUGCUGCAAACUACAAACAUCUUGCCACAGAAGAAUCCAGUUUGUCAGAGCUGGAGUCUGAGGAUGAACUCCAGAUCGACGAGACUCCUCCUCCACGACGCAAGUCUGCUGGACCAAGCAAGAAGAAAAAACUUAGCGGUCUUCCCAGGAAGCUGCCAAGAGCUAAACCUUGUUCUGACCCCAAUCGCAUCAGGGAGCCAGGAGAAGUAGACUUUGACAUUGAGGAGGACUACACCACCGAUGAAGAGGCACUGYCAGCCCAUGGAGUGAAAGGUGGUGCAGGAGGCAUUCUUGACCUGUUAAAGGCCAGCAAACAAGUGGCAGGCUUAGACUCUGCAGCACUCAGUGAGGAAGCCCCAGCCUCACCRAGCACUCGAGACGCCAUCCAGGGUAUGCUUUCCAUGGCCAACCCUCCUUCCUCAUCCUCCUCUUCCUCAUCUUCUUCUCCCUCAUCUCUCUCUGGGGGCCUGACUGAGGGAUUGGGUGUCAUCAAGGAAAAAGGCGGAAGGACUGUAUGGUUGACGGGAGGAGUCAAGAAGACUUCAAAUCUUGAGAAGAAACCAAUCAUCCAGCGGCCUGGAAAACGACCAAUCAAAAGGCCAGCUCGUCAUCUGAGUGAUGAGGAAAGUCCAGAUGAGCAGGAAACACUGGGAACUUGUUUUAAAGACUCAGAUUAUGUUUAUCCAUCUUUGGAGUCUGAUGAGGAAGACCAUAUCAGCAAAACUAAGAUGAAGAGGAAGAAAAACUGGGAUGACACACCUUGGAGUCCUAAAGCAAGAGUGAUGCCGACACUUCCUAAACAAGAGCGACCUGCCAGGGAAGGGGCUAGAGUUGCCUCGGUAGAAACAGGCCUUGCAGCAGCUGCUGCCAAGUUGGCACAGCAGGAACAGCAAAAACCUGCUAAAAGGAAGUACACCAAAAAGCAACAUCCUCCUGCUCCUGUCGUCAGUCCUCCCUCUGUUCAAACUGAACCUGCCCCACCCUCCCCAACACCUGCUCCAGAGUCUGCAGCAGAUGUCAGUCCAGACAGGAGGAUGGAUUAUUACUCUGCCAGUUUGUUAGACCAUGAAUACACAGCAGGGCCAGGACCUUUUGGUCCUGGAGGCCCCAGGGGCAGUGGAGCCAUGGCUCCUGGUGUAUUCCUUACUUCUCGAAGACCUUCCCUGUCACCUCAAAAUAGCAGCUGUCAUUCUGGUGCGUCCCCUGCGAGUUUGGCCAGCCAAGGAAUAACAGGAAUUGGUCAAGGCAAACGCCCAAAGAAAGGCCUUGCAACAGCAAAACAGAGACUUGGCAAAAUUCUGAAAAUCCAUCGCAAUGGCAAACUUCUCUUGUGAGAGAUAUAAAAAUGUGUCUGAAGACCGUAAGAAUGAAGAAAAAGCCUAUGUGAAGUAGGACAGGGAAAAUAAGAGAGUGGUAUAUUUUCUACUUUUUUGUUUUGUUUGCCAUGUACAUUUAUGAUCAAACCUUAUUACAUGUUCUUCCAACUCCACUUACCUACAUCUGCAUCGAGGUUUUGUCAGAGGCACAUCUGGGAAUCACUGUAAUGUGCUGGUAGCACCCCUAUUGUCACAAAUUUGAUACUGACCAUGACAUUUUUUUCUGAUAAUUGGACUUAAAUUUUUUGUCAUUAUAGUUAGUAUUUUUUAGUCAUUUUUAAAAGUUGUGUUUAGGCUCAGAAAUUGUACUAUUUUACAUUUUUAAAAGGGAAAAUGCGCAUAGCUGCAAACAAUUCUGUAGGUUGUUUUUUUUUGUAUUUCUGUUUACCCCAUUUUUUAUAAACUUCUGUUUGACAGGUAAUAUUACAGGACAGUGUCCCCAUUUAUUGACAUCCAUUAUAUAUUUAUUAUUUUACAUAUUUAUUAACUAAGGCAGAAUUUUUUGAUUUCCUAGCCUGUUUUAAUGUAGCAUGGUUUUCUUCAUUUUUCCGCUUUUUUUAAGAAAGUAAAGCUUGUAUAAAAAGUGUAGCCAUUGCUAUCUUAGUGGGGGUUUUUUUUGUUUAUUUUAUUUGUCAUUGUAAAUAUUUGUAAUAUUUGUAAUUUAUAUAGCUAAAUUGGAAACAAUUGAGAAAAAAAAUCAGAUAAUGAGAAUAGUUUCCUGCAUGUUGCCCUAAAUUUUGGCAGCUUUCUUGGGUCAUUUGUAGAGAUUUGUUUUCUUUACUACAGAAUGUACUAGUGAUCAAAUGUUGGAAGUGUAGAUUUAAAAUGAAGACAUUGUGAAAGCGCAGGAUCUGAAAUAUGUAAAUAUUUGUUGUAAUUUAAUUUUCUUUUUGUAGUUUAAAAAAAAUCUUUCGUAACAACUUGUACAUGAAACAUUGCUGUACUUAGGAAACAUGAUAGCUCUUUUUUAUAUUUGUAUUCAUUACCUGUCAUACUAUGUUCAUGUUGUCUUGUUAGUGUACUAUUGGAAGUGUGCUGGAAAAAAUGCCCUUGAUAAAUUUCAUCACUUAGUUUUAUAUUCAUAUUUUCUUUUGUUUUGGUAAGUGUUUGACAUGUUUUUAAUAUGACCUGAAAACAAAAAAUUGAAGUUAAAAUUUACCUUGACAUUUUUUAAUGGAAUUUAUUUUCUGACCACCACGAAACUAAAAGUAAGAUUUGUUGUGUUCACUGCACUUAAGCAUACAGGAAAAUUGUGUUUUCCUAACAUUUGAGAAAAAAACUGGGAUUUAUGUAUUUUUCUGGUAUACACAAUAAAUAUUUUGUUGUAAUAAACACAUCUAGACAUAAAGCAA
This is a messenger RNA of Austrofundulus limnaeus, 4819 nucleotides long. RefSeq names its product PHD finger protein 8 (gene phf8). The transcript has 23 exons. Bases 354 to 3425 code for a protein of 1023 amino acids. Lineage: Eukaryota; Metazoa; Chordata; Actinopteri; Cyprinodontiformes; Rivulidae. The record is from RefSeq and is a predicted model, not a curated record.